UCUCUAAGGAACAGGGGGAGGUGAAGAAAUAAGAGGGGAAAAGAGAUUUGAUUUGGCUCGGUUGAGUAUUCCGAGCCGCAAUUGUUUUCCGACCGAUACCGAUGUGAUAUAAACGCAUACGCAUACGUACCAGCCCUACGCUGCUGCUUAUGUUUCAGUGCUUAUGUCCUUUUAUAUAAGAUGAUUUGCUCCAGGGUCGUUUUUUUUCACCAGGGUCCCUUUUCGCCGAUCAGCUCUCGAAUAUAUAGUUCCCAUCUAACGUUGUAUCCAUCUAGGCCUAGGGGCACAUAUUCUCUCUUAACCGUAAGAGGAUGACAAGAGAUGAGAAAAAGAUGCCGCGAGACGAGCUUCCAGACGCUUCAGAUCUCGUCAUCGCCGCUCAUGACGAUAGCCGUGGGUCUUCAACCGCCGCUGAUAUGCCGCCGGCUGAUGUCUUAGAUAUCAUGCACCAGUCCGACAGCACGAUUAACAGCGAACAGCGCGAGUACGACGAUUUCGCAGGAGAAGAUGGCCGGUAUGAAGCACCUCACCAGAGCGCCGGAUUCUGGGAUCCGCGGAUGGCGACGAUUCGGAAGGAGGUCAUAACCGUGUGGGCUCGGACGCUCAUACUCCUCACAACGUUCAUCAUAGCCGUACUAUCGCUAUACUGGGCAGUCCUAUUCCACGUCAGCACAAACAUGAAGAACCUGACGGUCCACGUCGUCGACUUCGACGGGCAAGUGGCGCCGUACACCAACGUGACGCCGGUCGUCGGGCCGGCCGUGAGGCAGGCCGUGCAGCAGAUGAUCGACAACUCGGCGACGCAGCACACGCUCGGGUGGACGAUCGCGUCCCCCGAACCGUACGACGGCGACCCGAUCGCCGUGCGCCAGGCCGUGUACGAUUGGCAAUUCUGGGCGGCCGUCGUCGUCAACCCGAACGCGACGGCGCUCCUGCGCCAGGCCGUCGAGACCGGCAACGCGUCGUACGACCCCACCGGCGCCGUCCAGUUCAUCAUCAUGUCCGCUCGCCAGGAGACCAACUUCUUCAACUACGUCAUUCCGCAGCUGCAGAACCUCGAGACUAUUUUCACGGCUAGCUUCGGGCCGAGCUGGAGCCAGUCUGUCGUGGCGAACGAGUCCUUGGCCAGGGACGUCGUCGCGAGGGCCCCUGCCGCGGUGAAUCCGGGGGUCACGCCGUUGACGAUUGAUUUGAGGCCUUUUGGGCCGUCGACGGCGACGCCGUCCGUUUCAAUUGGGCUGAUUUACCUUAUUAUCGUGGCGUUCUUCUCGUAUGGGUUUUUCUUGCCUAUUCAUAUGAGAUUCGUCAUGCCGGGUAACCACCCGCCACUGCGCUUUUGGCAGCUAAUAGUCUGGCGAUUGGCCGCGACAAUAACGACGUACUUCUUCGUCUCGCUCGCAUACUCGCUAGUUUCGCUGGCAUUCCAGAUUCCGUUCUCGAAUCCGUCUGCCCCUGCUACCGAUGUCGCAUUUAACCCGUCCGCGUACGGACGCGCUUCCUUCGUUGUGUAUUGGAUGGUGAAUUUCGUUGGUAUGAACGCGCUGGGAAUAGCAUGCGAGAAUAUGGCCAUGAUCAUCGGACAACCGUGGACGGCCGCUUGGCUUAUCUUUUGGGUCAUAACCAACGUGUCGACGGCCUUCUACUCGACGGACCUGGCGCCGGGGUUCUUCAAGUGGGGGUACGCGUGGCCGCUGCACCACAUCGUGCAAGCGAGCCGGCAGAUCCUGUUCGACCUGCACUCGGAGAUCGGGCUCAACUUCGGCGUGCUGUUCGCCUGGGCGGCGCUGAACGUCACGCUGUUCCCGCUCGUCUGCUACGUCACGCGGUGGCGGACCGAGCGCGAGAGGAGGGCCGCCGAGAGGGAGGCCGAGAGCUAUAGCGUCUUCGAUGCCGCGGCGGAGGGCCAGAAGAAGGAUGUUCCUAAGGAGAAGGGCGUGUUGCCGCCGGUUAGGAAGAGGGGGUUUAUGAGGGGUGCUUGAGCGAGCUAUGAUGAUGGCUUGUUAAGAUGCGGAUUCAAAGGUUAAGGAUGGGGUGGUGACGAUAUUUCUGCGCGAGGAGCUCUGGAAUCGCGGUAUACGCGCGAAUUGGGAACUGCUUUCAAAAAGAUGCUCCUCCCAAGAGAUCGAACCUCUCAUGGUCCGAACCCCGAUCCGACCACGAUUCUGGCCGGCUAGGUGUCAACCGUGCGCGAGGGAGGCGAC
Molecule: messenger RNA, 2201 nt
Organism: Annulohypoxylon truncatum
Lineage: Eukaryota; Fungi; Ascomycota; Sordariomycetes; Xylariales; Hypoxylaceae
Product: MNNG and nitrosoguanidine resistance protein
Exons: 4
Coding region: 312-1979 (555 amino acids)
Cellular component (GO): membrane
Source: RefSeq, a predicted model, not a curated record